Molecule: messenger RNA, 1902 nt
Organism: Exophiala xenobiotica
Lineage: Eukaryota; Fungi; Ascomycota; Eurotiomycetes; Chaetothyriales; Herpotrichiellaceae
Exons: 2
Coding region: 1-1902 (633 amino acids)
Biological process (GO): photoreactive repair
Molecular function (GO): damaged DNA binding; deoxyribodipyrimidine photo-lyase activity; FAD binding
Source: RefSeq, a predicted model, not a curated record
AUGACCUCCCAGAGGAUCCUGAUAUACUUGCUCCGGCGGGACUUGCGGCUCUCCGAUCAUCCAAUCUUUCACGAACUACACAAGCUAUCACAGCAGCCACAAAAGCCUUUCACGCAUGUGCUGCCACUAUAUGUCUUUGCUGCUCAACAAGUUGAAGUCUCUGGGUUUCUCUGUGAUUCGGAGGCCAAGUCGCCUUUUCCAGAAGCCCGCUCAGAAGUGGGCAAAUUCUGGAGAUGCGGUCCUCAUCGAGCCAAGUUUCUCGCAGAAGCUGUCUGGGAUCUCAAGACUGAACUUGAGAAAUUGGGUAGUGGACUUCACAUUCGGGUAGGUAUGCUAGGGCAAGUUGUCAAGGAUAUUCUCGAGCAAGUCAAGCAAGAGAGCGAAGAAAUCUCGGUGGCGGCGAUCUGGAUGACGGAGGAGGAAGGUGUAGAGGAGAAGAGGGAGGAAAGAAAUGUCCGCAAAGAGGCCGAGAAGGCUGGCGUCGACUUCAAGCUGUGGCUGGACGAGAAAUACUUCAUUGAUGAUCGCGACUUGCCCUUUGAUAAGCCAACAGACCUCCCAGACGUCUUCACAAGCUAUCGAAAAUCAGUAGAGCCCCUGCGAGAUGCACCAAGAAAGACCGUGCCUCGGCCAUCAUCAUUACCAUCCAUGCCGCCAUCCGUACCUUCACAGCCUUUGCCAUUCUCAACACCCGACACGUACGAGGGACUCGAGUCCGCUUUGAUGAAACCACUCUUGGAAAAACCGCCACUCGCCAAUCCUACUUCAUUCCCAUCCCAUGUGGAGUCGGCACAUCCAUUCCAUGGUGGCUGUACUGCAGGCUUGAAACGGAUCCAGUCGCUGAUCGGCUCCGGGGCGAUGACAAACUACAAGAACACUCGGAAUGGUCUGCUGGGAACCGACUUUUCAACCAAACUCUCCGCUUGGUUGGCGCUUGGUUGCAUCACCGCCCGGCAAGUCCACGCGCAGUUGGUGGACUUUGAGGAUGGUCGGGACAGCCAGUACAAGGCGACUGAAGGGUAUGGCAAGGGAGAGAACAAAGGUACCGCGGCAGUCCGAUUCGAGCUGCUAUGGCGAGACUAUAUGCGGUUAUGUACGCGGAAAUUUGGCCCACGGCUGUUCCGGCUGGAAGGCUUUAGGAACGAUUGUUCAUAUCCCUGGAAAACCCCUGGAACCAAGUCUGGCGGUCCAGAGGUCGACUCGAUGAUUGAGCGUUUCCUCCGCGGUACCACGGGAACGAGCUUGAUCGAUGCAAGCCAGCGAGAACUGUUCCUCACGGGAUACACGAGCAACCGCGCACGACAGAACGUGGCUAGCUUCCUGGCCAAGCAUCUGGGUAUCAAUUGGAAAUUGGGCGCCGAAUGGUACGAGUGUAUGCUCACGGAUUAUGAUGUUAGUUCGAAUUGGGGUAAUUGGCAAUAUGUCGCUGGCGUGGGCAAUGAUCCAAGAGGCGAGGCGCGGGUGUUCAAUCCAGUCAAGCAGGCUUGUGAUUAUGAUCCGCAAGGCGAGUAUUGUAAGGCUUGGGUGGAGGAACUGCGUGCGCUCGAAGAGCCCCAGGAGAUUUUCCAGCCGUGGAAAGUCAGUACGGAGAAGAGAAGGAAACUCGAGCUUGAAGGGCUGGAUAUGGUUGAGCGGCCGUUGAAGAAGAUUGAUUUCAUAGUCGGUGGACGGGGAAGGAGUGGUCACGUUGGUGGUGGUAGAUACGGAGGCAGUAGUCGACCGAAAGCUAACGGUGGAGGUGCAGGGGGUAAAGGACGUGGUGGUGGCAAUUUCAGUGCGAGAGGAUGCUUCCGAGGACGAGGGAGGAACAAUGGAGCAGGUAGAGGCAAUGGUCAAUAUGGCCGACAAGGGAUGAUGGAUAAGGCUGGAGGAGAUGAUAUUGGGAUCGAGACGCAUGGAUAG